AUGGACUUUCUAUCUAAGCUAAGGGGAUCAACUGAAAUCAAAGCAAUUCUCAACAGUGAUGGCCACUGUUCCAUUCCAAGAAUAGUGGAAGAUUAUGAAGCAGUUGUUGGGAUAACAGCCAUCACUGAUACCAGAAAGGAGGGGCCUUCAUCACUUCACACGUUGCCAUUUAUUAACUCCUUGAGGGAAGUGUCCUCUCAACUGCAAACAUUUCAGGCCUCUCCUGAGACUCCAGAUGGAACAGCCUGUGGUUCAGCGCUGAAUGCUGCCCGUCAAAUUUUGUAUUGGUCGUCUGUUUUUAUUUCAAUGAUGGAGGCCAGCAAUACAGGGCAGCCUACAUGUACCGUAUCAUUAUCCACUUCCACAUCAUCCACAUUGUCAACACCAACAUCAUCUACAUCAGUGUUAGCUUCACCAACAUCAUCUGCAUCAACAUCAUCUGCAUCAUCAUCAUCUGCAUCAAUAUCAUCUGCAUCACCAUCAUCUGCAUCAACAUCAUCAACAUUGGCAUCAUCUAGUUUGACACCAUCUGUAUUAACAUCAUUUACCUUGACAUCUUCUGUAUCCACAUCACCUACAUCAUCUAGGUCAUCUUUAUCCAGUCAUAACCCACCUGCUACAACUUGUGCAUCUUUGUUGUCAAAUGUUAUUCCACUAUCAGUGCAACAGGACCUGCAUCCUUUAUCCUCAUUUAAUCAGCAGUCUUCCCGCUCAGUAGUAAAUCCUCAACCUUCCACUUCAGAUACUCUGCCAUUUGGUCAGCAUUCUCUGUCAUUUCCUCCAGUUUUUCUGCUACUGGUUGUACAGCGUCUCCGUUUUUCAUGCUCAGCUAUCUUCAUCAACUCCACUCCUACCUUCCACAUUAUCUGGACAACCUGCAACAUUGCCUCCUCAAGCUCCCUCUAUCUCAUCCUUGCCAGUGGAAGUCACACCAUCACCAUUACAACAAGUUUCAUCAUCUUUAAGCCUGUCACAUCCGUCAUGUAG
Molecule: messenger RNA, 987 nt
Organism: Pocillopora meandrina
Lineage: Eukaryota; Metazoa; Cnidaria; Anthozoa; Scleractinia; Pocilloporidae
Source: the annotation of a GenBank genome assembly